AUGAAGCCGGCAUCGGCGUGGGUGCUACUCGCAUCGGUGCUUGCGGCGGCUGGGGCGCCCGCAGCGGCGGCGGCGGCGGACGAAGCCGCGCUGCCCUGGGCCCGCCCGCCCGGCUGCACCCCCUCCACCUGCGCCGGCUGCACGCCGUACCGCGUCUCCACCGACAACUUCACGGACAGCAGCGGCCAGGGCGUGGUGCCGGCGGACGUGUGCGGCUCUGACGGCGCCUACUUUCCGGUUCCGGUCGAGUACUUUGCCAACUGCGCCAAGUGGUUCCCGUACAGCUGGCGCUGCCUGCCCUGCUGCUCAGCCGGCUGCGGCAAGGCCGCCUGUAAGUGGGGCGGGGACGGCGAGUACAACGCCACCCACGGCUGCUCCGCCUGCCCCGCCGCCACGGCGCCGCGCCUGCUGGAGCUGCCGGCGGAGACCUGCAGGUCUUGCUUCCGCAGCAGGAAGUGCUUUGCCGACCAGCCGACAGAGUACAGAGUUUGCGAGGCCAAGGCGCCCGGGCAGAGCGUCACACAGCCCCCCGCAGCCGCCGCCAGCUCGCCACCAGCGGCGUCGGCACCGACGCCGGCACGGGCCAAGAGCCCGCCACCUGCCGAGGCGCCGCAGCCGCCAGAGCCUGCACAGCCGCCACCGGCAGCUGCAGCGAAUGCACCGGCCCCCGAGGUCCCGGCGGCGGCGCCAGAGCCGCAGCAGGCUGCAGGGGCCACCUCUCAGGCGGCGCCGCUGCUGGCGCUGCUGCUGUGCGUGACAGCUGGCCUGCUGCUGUCGCCCUGA
This is a messenger RNA of Chlorella variabilis, 783 nucleotides long. RefSeq lists its product as hypothetical. The coding region runs from base 1 to 783 and encodes 260 amino acids. Lineage: Eukaryota; Viridiplantae; Chlorophyta; Trebouxiophyceae; Chlorellales; Chlorellaceae. The transcript has 4 exons. The record is from RefSeq and is a predicted model, not a curated record.